Pararge aegeria (speckled wood butterfly) is the source of this 1003-nucleotide messenger RNA. RefSeq names its product 28S ribosomal protein S10, mitochondrial (gene mRpS10). The transcript is spliced from 3 exons. The record is from RefSeq and is a predicted model, not a curated record. Lineage: Eukaryota; Metazoa; Arthropoda; Insecta; Lepidoptera; Nymphalidae. Bases 425 to 937 code for a protein of 170 amino acids. Gene Ontology annotation, cellular component: mitochondrial small ribosomal subunit; mitochondrion.
UGCCCCUUUUAAUUGCAAGACUAAGCCGUUGGGCUAAAUAAGCGCCAGCUCUUUCAUCACCAGGCGUUAGAACCAAUUUUUGGUACACGAUGUUAAUAAUUUUUAUUCUUCACUUAAAUCUCGAAACAAAACUAAACUGGCAGGUCUAGUAAUUUUCAGGGAAUACAGAGUUAAAAGAAGACCUAUUAAUUUAAUUUAGAGAUUUGUGCACAGCAGAAAAGGCAUCAUUUAUGCAUACUAGUGUUGGAUUCCAGUACAUAGGUAUAAUCAAUGAAUGUGACUGUGUAUGACAUAUGUCAACAAUGACAAAAGAAGUUUUGAGAAAUUGUUGAUAAAAAUUAACAUUAGAUCAUAUAUUUCGGUAAAUUAUUGUUUUUCUUCGAUUUUGAACAUAAUUUAAUUCAUAAAACGUGUAAUUGGUAACAUGAACGUUGUCAAGCAAUUUUGGCGUUCGGCGCCAAGCCGCAGCAUUUUAUUGAAUUAUAAUGUAACUCGAUUGGUCUCGGCUGCUACUAUAACACCCAUACAACGCAUACAAGAACCGCCUUCUCCGGUAGAACUCGACAAAUUGUACAAGAGGGUUGAACUAGAAAUGCGGGGCAUUGACCCCGCUGUGCUUCUGAGCUACUCAUGGUUCUGCAUCGCUGCUGCAUCACAUUUGUGCAUUGAUGUUACAAAAAGCUGGGCGCUGAGAAAAGCAGAAAAAGAGAGGCAUACUUUACUAAGAUGUGUCCACAUCUACAAGAAGCACAGGGUUCAAUAUGAAAUUCGAUCAUACUUCAGAUUCAUACAUCUACAGAGGCUAACUGGUUCAACCUGCGAAACAUAUUUAGAAUACAUUCAACGGAAUCUUCCAGAAGGCUGUGCCUUGAAAGUUACAAAGAUUGAGUGUCUAAGAAUACCUGAUCACAUAACACCACCCAUCAAGGAAAAAUAAGUGUAAAAUAGAAUAAAUUUAUGUAUUGUAAUUUGUAGUAAUAGAAUAAAACCAAUUUUAACUGUA